Spizellomyces punctatus DAOM BR117 is the source of this 2109-nucleotide messenger RNA. RefSeq lists its product as uncharacterized. NCBI's taxonomy places the organism in Eukaryota, Fungi, Chytridiomycota, Chytridiomycetes, Spizellomycetales, Spizellomycetaceae. The record is from RefSeq and is a predicted model, not a curated record. Bases 31 to 1965 code for a protein of 644 amino acids. Gene Ontology annotation, molecular function: protein binding. The transcript is spliced from 9 exons.
AACGUUCCAGGAAGUUAGCUAAAAGAAGAAAUGCUUCAAGAAUAUAUUAGCGCAUCAGAAGCAUUAUGGGCUAUUUUAGAUGAAACUACAGGGAUUCGCCCGAUUGUGCACAAACAUGAAAUCACGGAAGUGCCCCAGGAACGAACCUCGCCUGGCAAAACCUCCACUUCAAAAUCAUCCAGCAGUAUCAAACCUUUGAAUAUUGUAGAGUGUGGACAUGACUGUCAUACUACCUACCUCGAUGGACAUCUACCGCCUCUACCAGGUUCAGACCCUGGAAAGAAGCAUCUGCCAAAAACCGAGCACAAGAUGAAUUGGAAUAAAUCGCAUCAUAAGGCACAGCUUGUAUUGUCGGACGUAUCGGAUGAGGAAGAAGAGGGAAUAUUCUUAGAUCCAGAAGUAGAUCCCUGGGCUGAAGCGGAUCUUUCGUGGAGUGACGAGGCGCCGACUCUUAAGAAACUUUACAUGUCGCAGCGGCAGUGGCCACGCAAGAAGAGAACAGCAUCGCAAAUGGACUUCAGUAAAGAGUCCAUACUAGGAUAUUUCCGCACAUUACGAUUGCAUGAUAGGAAGAUAGGAUACAUUGACAGGGACAUCAUGAAGAUGCGAAAUUUGGAGGAGUUGAGUUUAACUGGAAAUUGGAUCGAUCAUGUAAAUAGUCUCCCGACAAGGUUACAAAUACUGCAUCUGAAUGCUAACCGACUGUCAAAGUGCCCGAAUGUCUCGGCCCUUCAGCAAUUGGUCCACCUUGGUAUUGGGUAUAACUCUAUUGCCAGUUUUUUGGAUGUUGAACUUCGCCCCGAGUCACCGCCCAAAUCGUCUUCUGCAAACCCACGUCCCAGAAAACUUUCGCCUUUGUCUGGUUCAAAACCCAGUACAACUUUGGGUUGGUUGCCACCGAGCUUGAAGUCAUUAGACGCCAGCUGGAAUGCUAUAUCCGAUUUAAACGAGACACUUGAAGUUCUUGAGCAACUACCCUCGCUAAAGAUUCUGGCACUUACGGGAAAUCCAGCUUUUCUUCUUCCCAAAUAUCGAGCGUCCGCAAUUUCGCGCCUUCCAGGGCUUGUUUCAUUAGAUGAUACAUGGGUGACCGCCGAAGAGAGGACCACGUCGCUUAGGAUAGUUCGGGAGGACGCACGCGACGAAGUGUGUAUAUCAUUCGGUAUUCAUACUCUUACCGGGUUCUCUAUACCGGAAUCGGUUAUACCCGAGGAUCCAAAGCAGCCACUGGACGAGUACACUUUCCAGCUACGAAUUGUACUUGAAAGGUUCAAUGGCUAUGCGAUAUCCACCCCCGCUGUAUCCCCCCCGCAGCGUGUCCACCAGCCACCAGAUAAGCCGCAUAAAUCCGGUAAGGGGAAAGGUGGAGACGUGCAACCACCCGAGCCGGAAGUUCAUCUUGUAGACUUUGCCUUCGUGCAAGAGAUUGAAUUUCCCAUCGGAAAGCAGCUUCGGGAUGCUCUGUGGGAUGGGGUAACUGUCAUACUCAGCCGCAAUAGAGUUGCCUACGUCAGGAAGGAUGACCUCGCACCUGACGAGAACGACACCAGUACCCGGCCUGAUAGUUCAGCCGCUACCUCUAGACGUCCUUCCCUGUCAGGUAAAAAAGGAGGGAGCCAAGCUGGAAGAAAACCUGCCAAGGCUGCAAAAGGGAGGAAGGGCGCCAAAGAAGAUGAAGCAGCGAACUGGAGGCCAGUAAUAGCCGAGAGAACUGACAUUGGUCUUUGCCGUGUGUCCACGAAACCCUUUCUCGAUGGAGAGAACGUCAUUGAACAGGAGUGCGAUCUAACGAUUCCGGUGAAAGACUCCCAUUCUCCUACAUCGUCCACCGUUGUGGGAACAGUACAUCUAUCGUUCCGCUUGAAUCCGCUGACGGAGGAGAGGGCAGGCGGCCCAAGUGAUGAAAACGAUGCGCCUGACGGAGUACGCUUAGGUCAUGGCCAUGAGAGUACUGAAGAAGAAUAGAUGUCUAAAUCUCUUGAUUCAAAAUCUGUGGCAGGAACUGCAUAGACCGGUAUAUUCUCUGUAAGGCCAGCCAAACUAUUGUCGACGGGAUUAUAUGUAUCCCUCUACCUAAUGUACUUAAUCGGAUGCACAACUUCGUCUGGC